CGAUAGUCGACUUUCGUGUUCAGACAGCAAGAAAAGCGAAAAGAAAAAGAAGAAGAAAAAUAAUUUACCAAACCUAAUUUAAUAAUAAUAAAAAAAAAAAAAUAAUAAAAAUAAUUUAUGAAGUUUGGAAAAUUUAAAUAUGAUUGAUUAAAAAAACAAAAAAAAAAUUUUCAAAUAAUAAAUAAAUUUAGAAGAGAGAGAGAGAAAAAAAAAAGAGAAACAAAAAAAUCUUUAAUUAACAGGAAUUUUUCCUAAAAAAAAAUCAAAAGUGAAAAUUAUAAUUAAGAAUAAAAAUAGAAAAAACUAAUUAAAAGAUGUUGAAAAAAAAUUAAUCAAAAGUGUAAAAGAGAAAAAAAUUUUUUUUUUCAAUUCUAUAAAAAAAAAUAAAAAUAUUAACGGUUUUGUCAAUGAACAGUAAAGUGAAAAAAUAUUCAAAAUUGAUUCACAUUCGAACUUUCAAAACAAUUUAAAGUAAGUUGAAUAAAAAAAUUGUAAUAAAGAAAGAAGGCAGGAGAACGAUCUCAAACGUUCUACAAAAAAAAAUCAAAUUCAAAUUCAGAAAAAAAAAAAAUCAAUGUUUCAUCAAAUCUUUCAUUUUAGAAAAUCAAAAUCUUCGACAAUGAGAUACAAAGUAUUUUGAGACACCGACCCGGUUAUUUCACCAAUUAUUUUGUAGUCAAAUUUCAAAAAAAAAAAAUUCACCUUUUCGUUUUUUAAUGAUUUUUGCAUACAAAAAAAAAAAAAAAUAGCAAAAAAAUAUGAUUAGAAAAUUACAUAAAAAAGUUGGCUUAAUUUAAAAAAAAAAUCAUAAUAGCAAAAAAAAAAUAAAAAUUAAUUUGAUUUGAAAAAAAAAAAAUCAAAAAUUAUUUAUUCUUACAUAAAACACAAAAAAAAAAGAAAAAAUAAAAAAUCAAAAAAUAUUAAAAAAAAAAAAAAUUUUUUUUCUUUUAUUUAUAAAUUCAUUCUCAAACAAAAAAAAAAAAUUAAAAAAAAUAAAUAAGUUUUUCUUUUCUUAAUUGUCUAUAAUAUUUAAUUAUUAUUGUUUUAAUCACACGUGUUUGUUAAUCAAUAUUUUUAAAUAAAAUUCUCUUUAUAAUUUCUUAUUAUUAUUAUUAUAUAAUUUCAAAUUGUAUAAUGUCAACUGGUAGGCGUCUAGCAAAACGAUCUAUCAUUGGCACUAGAGUUUGUGCACAGGGACCAGACGGUCUCUGGUAUUCUGGUGUUAUACAGGACGUUCGUACACCACCAAAUAAAAAUCAACAAAGUGAAAAUAAUAAUUGUAUUAAUUUAACAUCUGAAACAAGAUAUUCAGUACGUUUUGAUUUUAAAACAGUACAAAUGCAAAUGCAAUCAUCAUCAGAUAUAAUAAUGGAUGGUGGUAUUAAAAAUGGUGCUGUAACAUAUAUUAUUAAUAACAAUAAUAGUAAUAACAAUAAUAAUAAUAAUAAUAAUACAAAUAAUAGUAUAAAUAAUAAUAAUACUCAACAAAUGCAACAACAACAACAACAACAACAGCAACAACAACAAAAUAAUAUUUGUUAUACAACAUCAUCAUCAAUAUCAACUACAUCAUCAUCAACACCAUCAACAAUAUCAUCAUCAAAUUCAUUAUCAAAUUAUGAUUCAAAUAUGAUGGAUACAGAUCAAAAUUGUGAACAACAAAAUGAUCAUAUUAUUAAUGAAAUAUCACAUCAACAACAACAACAACAACAACAACAUCAUUUACAACAGCAACAACAACAACAACAACAAAUUAUUGUUACACAACAACAACAUAUUCAGCAACAACACCAACAACAUCAACAACAUGUUAAUUUACUUAUAAAUCCAAUACAAACAAUAAGACGUAAUGCACUUAUUAAAGAAUUUCGUGAAUCAGAAUUAAUUGGACCUGGAUUUAGAUCAAUAAUGGGUGUACAAUUAUUACCUGGACAAAAAGUAUUUUUAACACAUAACGGUCGUGAAACAUCCGGUGAUAUUAUAAGUCAUGAUUUACAAAAAGAUGAUGUAAUUGUACGCAUUACUACAAUUGGUGUUGAGGAACCAUUGGAAUUACGUAAACGUCUUGAAGAAGUACGUCUAUUAGAAUCACGCCGUUCGGCACGUUUAGCUGAUCAAGAUCGAGAUACAGAUUUUGCACGUUUAGCUGAUAUGGCUGGAGAUCGUCGUCGAACAUCACAUAAUAUUGAUGUGCCAAUAGUUUUUACACAACAACAAAACUCACGCAAACGUCGUCCAUCAUAUUCACAAGAUGAACGAGAAAAUUUCUUACAAUUUCGUGAUGAAAGUGAAAUGGAAGCAUGUAACGCAGCUCUUGUACUUAUGAGUCUAUCAUGUUCACCCCGAUCUCCAAGUAUAAAUAAAGGUCAAUGGAAUACAUUCGGUUCAUCACCAGGUAGCAGUAGUGCAUCAUGGAGUUCAGGAUCGUCUUCUCCGCCAUUAAGUGAUGACGGAUCAACUCUUCCAAUGUUGCAUUGUGCCAAUAAUAAUAAUAUUAGUAAUAAUACUAACAAUAAUAGUAAUAAUAAUAACAGUGUUAUAAAUAAUAAUAAUCGUAAUCGUACAACAUCAUUAUCAACGUCUGAUGAAGGAAUUGUUAUGGAUUAUGGUGAAGAGACACCACGUAAACGAAAGGCACAAAUUAUAUAUAAAUGUACUUGGAAGGGUUGUAAUACAAUUGAAAUGACUGUAGAAAAAAUUGAAUUACAUGUCCGUAAUGCUCAUCUUGGUCCAAAGAAACCAAAACACAAUAGCAAAGAAAACGACGGAACUUACAGCGAUUCAGAAGAUGACCAUGAAGAAGAAUUUUAUUAUACCGAAAUUGGCGGGGAUGAUAAUUUUGAAACUAUCAAAGCACCCAGCCCACCUUCACCACCGACAUUAAGUCAUCGUGAUAUGGCACGUCCACCUCAUGAAGAUCCAGAAUACCAAAGACAAAUUGUUGGAAAUUUUCGGCAAGGAUUGUUGGCACAAUUAUCGCAAAAUUCCAUACUUAAAUCUUCACAUGGACCUAUAAAUAUUCCUACAUCACCUUUGGCACAUCAUAAUUACACUUGGGCAGCUCAACCGACUCCAACAACAAUAUCAUCAGCCGUAUCUCAUAGCCCUGUAUCACCAAUGAAACAUGCAAGAUGGUCUCCACGUCCGUCCACAUCUUCUGCACCGUAUCCAUCCCCAACAUAUGCGCAUCAACAUCACAAUUAUAAUAGCAGCUCAAAUAAUAAUAGCAACAAUACAAAUAACAGUAGCAGCAAUAUUAAUCAUAAUAACAGUAAUCCUGGUAAUAGUCAAUACAAUAAUAAUUACCAUAGUAUUUCGAUAGCAAAUCAAAACAGCCAUCAUAAUCAGUAUAAUACCAACGGACAAUUAUCUCAAAGUGCACCGAAUCCAUCAACGUUUCAUCUUAGUCCAAAUAUUCAACAGCAUCAAACAACAACAAUUGUUCAAAAUCCACGUCAACAACACCAGCAACAACAACAACAACAACAACAUCAUUCGACAAUCACAGCAACAGCUGCAUCAAGAUUACAAUCAUCCUCAAUCAACACUGGUGGCAUUUCAUAUCAAAAUCAUCAACAACAGCAACAACAACAGCAUACAACUCAACAUCUGUCGGCUGGUUCAUUAUCGAAUUCAACAACUGCAAUAAUCUCUUCAGUGAAUCGUUCACCACAAUCACCAAACCGUCGUACACGUGGUGAAAAUAAAAAAUGUCGUAAAGUAUAUGGUAUGGAUCGCAAAGAUCAAUGGUGUACUCAAUGUAAAUGGAAGAAGGCAUGUAGUCGUUUUGGUGACUGAAAA
Messenger RNA from Condylostylus longicornis, 3801 nucleotides. It is a transcript of the gene Glut4EF, whose product is annotated as zinc finger protein 395. The record is from RefSeq and is a predicted model, not a curated record. NCBI's taxonomy places the organism in Eukaryota, Metazoa, Arthropoda, Insecta, Diptera, Dolichopodidae. Bases 1135 to 3798 code for a protein of 887 amino acids. The transcript is spliced from 9 exons. Gene Ontology annotation, molecular function: RNA polymerase II cis-regulatory region sequence-specific DNA binding; DNA-binding transcription factor activity. Gene Ontology annotation, cellular component: nucleus. Gene Ontology annotation, biological process: regulation of transcription by RNA polymerase II.